AUGAAAAAUAAAAAUAAUGAUCACCAAUUUAAACAAGUUCCCGAUGAUGAAACUUGCACAAGGGAUGAUGAGUUAUUGUUAUUUGAUGAUGUUUUGGUUAAAGUUAAUGAAGAUAAUGCAAUUUUUGAUAUUAUCGGACAUAAAUUUAUGUCCAACAUGAAAAAUAAUAGUAAGUCUAUUAUUGAAGCUAUUUAUAAGGUGGAUUUUUGCAAGUCUCCAAGACUACAAGCAAAACAAGAAUGCUUGAUCAAUAUAUUUAGUGGUGUUACAAGUUGUAUGGAGUAUGCUUGGAAUGAAUUUAACGGUGUACAUAAUUGUGUUGAAGAAGGGCUUAAACAUGUACUGCUUUGUCGAGUAUUGGUGGAGAGCAUGAAGGAGGUUGAUGAUGCUAAUUCUCAAAUUGGAAGCUAUUAUUAUGUUUGGAGUACCAACAUGAAUACACAUAUUUUGCCCGAAUAUGUUGUUACUUUUAAAACAUUUUCUGAAUUUGCAAAGCCAAGACAAAUACGGAUGGGAAGAGAAGGGCAACGUAAUACUCCUUUAAUGCAUAUCUCAAGUUUGAUAUUGGUAGCAUCCAACUUCUUACCUCCACAUAUAAUGAGCUUAAAUGCUUAA
Amaranthus tricolor (Joseph's coat) is the source of this 615-nucleotide messenger RNA. RefSeq lists its product as uncharacterized. The record is from RefSeq and is a predicted model, not a curated record. The transcript has 3 exons. NCBI's taxonomy places the organism in Eukaryota, Viridiplantae, Streptophyta, Magnoliopsida, Caryophyllales, Amaranthaceae. The coding region runs from base 1 to 615 and encodes 204 amino acids.